Messenger RNA from Blepharisma stoltei, 420 nucleotides. NCBI's taxonomy places the organism in Eukaryota, Ciliophora, Heterotrichea, Heterotrichida, Blepharismidae. The record is from the annotation of a GenBank genome assembly.
AUGUCCAGUUCCAAUACAUUGCCACUUAAGCGCCAAAAUGAAAAAAACGAUCCAAGUACAGGAACUCCUAAUAAAAAAGCUAAAGAUGAAUUUGCAGAUGCCAAAUUAAACGGAAACCUCUUGCCAAAGCAGCUGACUAUACAGAAUUCUGAUGAAGAAAGUGUUCUCCUAUCAGAUGAAAGUGAUACAAAUCAAAAUGUAAAGCCAAAAAUUAUAAAGAAGCCAAAGCAAAAAACUCCUUCUGAAGAAGAGUCAUAUAACGAAGAAGAGGAAGAAAGCGAAGAAAGCCAACCAUCUGACGAAGACUAUUCUGAAUCUGAACCCAAAUCUGAGUCUGAGUCCGAUGAGUCCUGGGAUCAAGCUCCUAAAAGAGGCAAAAAACGAGUGAAAAAGCAAGCUAGCUCGGACUCUGAUUAUUAA